Lathyrus sativus (Indian pea) is the source of this 1518-nucleotide messenger RNA. Lineage: Eukaryota; Viridiplantae; Streptophyta; Magnoliopsida; Fabales; Fabaceae. The record is from the annotation of a GenBank genome assembly.
AUGGCUUCUAUAUACUCACUAGCAAUAAUCCUGCUCGGAGUGGUAAUGCUCACCACUCCUGUAUUGGCUAGUUACUACAAACCACUCGCUUAUGAAUCACCACCAUUUGAAAACCCACCAACUUAUGAGGCUCCUCCAACUCACAAACCACCGGCUUAUAAGCCUCCGAUAUUCCCACGGCCAAUAUACCAUCCUCCGCAUGAGAAGCCUCCUCCGGUGUACGAACCACCAUAUGUAGAGCCACCGCCAGAGUAUGAACCACCUGGUGAGAAUCAACCGCCGGAAUACGAGCCACCACAUCAUGAAAAACCACCAUAUGAGCAUCCAUCACCAGAGUACGAACCACCUUAUGGAAAACCACCACCAGAGUAUCAACCACCUCAUCAUCAAAAACCACCGUAUGAACAUCCACCACCAGAGUAUCUGCCACCACCUGAGUAUCCACCACCUCAUGAGAAGCCACCACCAGAAUAUCAACCUCCUCAUGCGAAACAACCACAUGAGAAUCCACCACCAGAGUACCAUCCACCUCAUGAAAAACCACCACACGAACAUUCACCACCAGAAUACCAACCACCACACGAAAAACCACCACAUGAACAUCAACCACCUGAGUACCAACCACCACACCAGAAACCACCUCAUGAAAGUCCACCAGCAGAGUACCAACCACCUCAAGAAAAGCCACCACAUGAACAUUCACCACCAGAAUACAAACCACCACACGAGAAACCACCACAUGAACAUCAACCACCUGAGUAUCAACCACCACAAAAACCACCUCACGAGAGUCCACCACCAGAGUACCAACCACCUUAUGAAAAACCACCACAUGAACAUUCACCACCAAAAUAUCAACCACCACACGAGAAACCACCACCAGAGUACAAACCUCCUCAUGAGAAUCCACCUCAUGAAAAUACACCACCAGAGUACCAACCUCCUCAUGAAAAACCACCGCAUGAACAUCCACCUCCAGAGUACCAACCUCCUCAUGAAAAACCACCGCAUGAACAUCCACCUCCAGAGUACCAACCUCCUCAUGAGAAACCACCUAAUGAAAAUUCACCAUCAUAUUACCCACCACCUCAUGAAAAACCACCACAUGAACAUCCACCUCCAGAGUACCAACCCCCUCAUGAGAAACCACCUCAUGAAAAUUCACCAUCAUAUUACCCACCACCUCAUGAUAAACCACCACAUGAACAUACACCUCCAAAAUAUCAUAAGCCUCAUGAGAAACCUCUUCAUGAAAAUCCACCACCAGAGUAUCAACCACCUCAUGAAUAUUCACCACCUCACGUAAAACCGCCACAUGAGAAUCCACCACCAGUGUACAAACCUCCUUAUGAGAAUUCACCCCCACCACAUGUUUACCAUCGUCCACUCUUCCACGCACCUCCUCAUGUGAAGCCACCUAUUUCCGCGCCACCUCCUCUAGUGAAGCCAUCACAGAUGGACAAACCACCACACUACAACCCCCGACCUUUUGGCCACUUUCCAGCAUCCAAGAACUAA